AACAAUAUGAUUUUUUAUAGUUUUUUUUAAAGAUGUCUGAAGAUUUCACAACCAGCGCAAAGCUCACACAAGUGGUUUUCUCCCUUGAGGAGGAUGAUCUUGUUUUAGGAAACGCGUCAACCACCAACUAUCAACGACCAAUUGGCCGAGAUCAGCCAAAGAGUUCUGGCUAUAGAAACCGUGUUGGAGGCAAACACGAAGCAGCUGGCGGAGACGGCCGAGAUGAGCCAAAAAAUUCGGCCAUUGGAAACUGUGUUGGAGGCAAACACGAAGGAGCUGGCGGAGACCACAAACCAGGUUGCGAGGAUGACGGCCUUGUUGGAGGUGUUCGUGAAGGGGAAGGCGAAUUAUGUGGCUGUGUCUUAUGUGUCACAUCGGAGGAAGACCUGGUGGCUUUAGACCUGAACAUAAGCCAUUCGUCUAGAAAUUCCUGAGGAAUUCGUCCAGGAAUUCCUGAGGAAUUCAUUGAAACAAGCCCUUGCUUAUUUUUCGAUAUCCCACAGGAAAUCCUCAGGAAUUCCUCAGGUAUUCCUCUGGAAUUUCGAAUUCCUCGCCCCAAACGCCUGUUUUAUGGAAAUUCCUCGCCGAUUUGUAUGGGAAAUUCUCCGGGAUUCCAAGAGGAUUCCUUAGGGAAUCUUUAGGGACUGGUACUGAAGGGAAAAUUACUUGCCCGUAUUUUUCCUCGCCAGAGUUCGAAAAACAAAA
Messenger RNA from Drosophila teissieri, 705 nucleotides. RefSeq lists its product as uncharacterized. The coding region runs from base 33 to 434 and encodes 133 amino acids. NCBI's taxonomy places the organism in Eukaryota, Metazoa, Arthropoda, Insecta, Diptera, Drosophilidae. The record is from RefSeq and is a predicted model, not a curated record. The transcript has 2 exons.